Pyricularia grisea is the source of this 2632-nucleotide messenger RNA. RefSeq lists its product as uncharacterized. Gene Ontology annotation, cellular component: nucleus. Gene Ontology annotation, biological process: regulation of mRNA splicing, via spliceosome. Lineage: Eukaryota; Fungi; Ascomycota; Sordariomycetes; Magnaporthales; Pyriculariaceae. The record is from RefSeq and is a predicted model, not a curated record. Bases 89 to 2029 code for a protein of 646 amino acids. The transcript has 5 exons. Gene Ontology annotation, molecular function: zinc ion binding; mRNA binding.
GCCAUAUCCAAAUCGCAAAUAUCUUUGAACACCCAUCCCAUCAUUCCAAAUCCCAUUCCCUACGUGGCAUCGCCACUACUACUUCAACAUGUCUUGGAGAAACCAGGGAAUCACGGGCUCGAACAACAUCCCACUGGGCAAGACGCGCCGCUUUGGUGGCGACGCUGAGCCUGAGGAUGCGCAGCCCAGCUUCAACUCAGGUUCCAAUAACUCUGCGCCGUCGCAGCCGUCGUACUCGGGCGGCUUCAAUGGCGGCGAUCGCGAUGCUAAGCGCGGUCGCAGCCCUGAGCCAAGAUCCGAGGCCGACGGCCCGAAACGACGCAAGAAGCGAAACCGAUGGGGCGACGCCACGGAUAAUAAGGCCGCAGGCCUGAUGGGUCUUCCGACCGCAGUCAUGGCUAACAUGACAGCCGAACAGCUCGAAGCAUACACCCUUCAUCUCCGAAUUGAGGAGAUCACGCAGAAGCUCAAGAUCGAUGAUGUGGUCCCUGCCGAUGGCGACCGUUCGCCGUCGCCCGCGCCUCAGUACGAUAACCAGGGUCGCCGUGUCAACACCAGGGAGUACAGAUACCGCAAGAAGCUGGAGGACGAGCGUCACAAGCUCAUCGAAAAGGCAAUCAAGACCAUUCCCAACUAUCACCCUCCGUCCGACUACCGAAGACCUACCAAAACGCAGGAAAAGGUCUACGUGCCGGUCAACGACUACCCGGAAAUCAACUUCAUUGGCUUACUUAUCGGCCCCCGUGGCAACACAUUGAAGAAGAUGGAGUCUGAAUCUGGUGCCAAGAUCGCUAUUCGUGGCAAAGGUUCAGUCAAGGAAGGAAAAGGCAGAUCUGAUGCUGCCCAUACCAGUAACCAGGAAGAGGACCUCCACUGUCUCAUUAUGGCUGAUACCGAGGAGAAGGUCAACAAGGCCAAGAAACUGAUUCAUAACGUGAUUGAAACUGCGGCCUCCAUUCCGGAAGGCCAGAACGAGCUGAAGCGCAACCAGCUUCGAGAGCUUGCUGCACUGAACGGUACUCUGCGUGACGAUGAAAACCAGGCCUGUCAGAACUGUGGGCAAAUUGGCCACAGGAAAUGGGAGUGUCCUGAGAAGCAGAACUACACCACCAACAUUAUCUGCCGAGUCUGUGGCAAUGCUGGCCACAUGGCGAGGGAUUGUCCCGACAGGCAGCGUGGUGCUAGCUGGCGCAACGACGGACCAGGAUUCCGCUCUGCUGGUCGCAUCGGUGCCGGGCCUACCAGUGGUGCUGAGGUUGUUGAUCAGGAGUAUGAGGCUCUCAUGCAGGAAAUUAACGGUGGUCCUGGCGGCGCAGCCCCUGCUCGUAUCGAAGCUGGACCAGGAGCUCCGCCGACUGGCCCCAGCGGCGGUGACAACGCCAGGCCCUGGCAACGAGGCCCUACUGGUGGGGCCGCACCCUGGCGCCAGCGCAACAACGAUCGCGAGAACAACGACGAUGGCCCCCGUGGUGGCGGAACUGGUGGAGGCUUUGGCGGUGGAUCUGGUGGACAAGCACCUUGGGCCCGGGAUCGCCAAAACCGGCAACACGAUGACCGUGAUCGCCAGGAUGGAGACCAGCCCUGGCGCAACCGGGACCGCGGCGACAGAGACCACCGGGACCGUGACCGUGAACGGGAUAGGGACCGCGAUCGCGGCUACAAUAGCCACGGCGGCGACAAUGGUUAUUCUGCUGCAUCUGCGUCUGCGUCUGCGCCUGCCCCAGCUCCAUGGAGCCAACCCGCCGGUGCACCUGGCUAUGGCGCAUACCCCGGGUAUGGUGGCUAUGGCGGUCCUCCCGGAAUGGGCGCCCCUGGGAUACCUGCACCACCUGGAUUGCCUGGAGCCCCUCCUGGACUCCCUGGUGCUCCAGGACUAAAUGCUCCGCCUGGACUGCCUUCGGACUUUAACGUCAGUGCCUUGAUCGCACAGUACUCUGGCGGUGCUCCUCCGCCUCCUCCGCCAUCUGGUGACGCUCCUCCGCCUCCCCCGAGUGAUCAGCCACCUCCGCCUCCUCCGCCUGGCGCCUAGAUCAUCCAAGAGAUGCAGUACGAGCCGACUCGCUGCCGACAGAAUUAGCACACGAGACUGGCACAUUGCCUCAAGCCUGCCUUGUCUAGCCAGAGACUAACCUCACUAACAUGCCGACUUGAGGCCUCUUCACGAUUCCUAACCAACGGCAGUAGUUAUAACUUGUCGCUUACCACGGGCAUUUCGGAUAUCGCGACUCUUUGAUUCAAAGCAAAAUCAGGAUCAGAUUAACGUAUCAAAAGCGCUUUUUUUUUUGCUUGCCUGUCAAUCAUUCUGCAGAGUAUGCAAGCGCUCAGCGAUCAGCGAGAGGCAAAGACGCAGGUUAGGGCGAGAAUGGGUAUUCAGGGGGACUAACCUUUUGCACAAAGUUGGCUGUCUUCGGUAGGGUAUUGGCGAUUGAUCUUCUGUCGCGCAGUCAUUGACGUGCUCUGGGCGUGGGAAGCACGUCGGCUUGCUGCUUCUGAGGAUUGGACAACGACUGACCCUACAUGCAGGCUCCUUCAAUUUUCUAUCCGACUAACCAUGUAUAAUAACGAGACCCAAAGUCUCAUUUUCCGAUACUGUACCGCGAUCUCUUCGUCUUUCAAUACAUAUCCAGUGACG